Cynocephalus volans (Philippine flying lemur) is the source of this 2517-nucleotide messenger RNA. RefSeq names its product cilia and flagella associated protein 221 (gene CFAP221). The transcript is spliced from 23 exons. Gene Ontology annotation, biological process: motile cilium assembly; cilium movement. The coding region runs from base 1 to 2517 and encodes 838 amino acids. The record is from RefSeq and is a predicted model, not a curated record. Gene Ontology annotation, cellular component: 9+2 motile cilium. Lineage: Eukaryota; Metazoa; Chordata; Mammalia; Dermoptera; Cynocephalidae.
AUGGCAAUGAUGGAAACCCCCAGCAAAGGACUAAAAAAUGCUGAAGAACCCUUUAGUAACGUGUCCCCUCUCCUUUUGAAAAGCCUAGUCGAGGAGCCCAAGAAACGAAGAGAAGUACCUAAUCACCUCCUCGAAUCAAAGGUUUAUGCAAAACUUCUGAAUAAUAAGGUUAUACAGGCAAGACCUGGCAUAGUACAUUUUGGAGGCUAUCAAGUAGAAAAACAACACCAACAGAUUCUGCAUCUGGUCAAUGUCUCCGAUGAAGACACACAUGUUCAUGUUUUACCUCCACAGACCAAAUACUUUCAGAUCAGUUAUGUGAAAAAGGAACACCACCUUGUCCCUGGCUUGUCCCUCAUGGUCACCAUUACAUUUUCUCCAGAUGAGUGGAGAUAUUACUAUGACUGCAUCCGUGUUCACUGUAAGGGAGAUGACACUUUGCUCGUCCCUAUCCAUGCCUAUCCUGUCAUGAACACACUGGACUUUCCCUCGUUUAUAAAUCUAUCAAAUGUUCUCCUUGGUGAAAGCAAAACUUAUGUUAUUCCUUUGCAGUGCAGCUGCCCUGUAGAUUUCGAGUUCCAUAUCACUUUGAUUCAGUCUCAUCAAGCCUUUGCUAUUGCACCAACAUCAGGAAUAAUUCCAGCUAAUGGGAAGAUGAAUGUGACUGUUAAGUUCACACCCUUUCAGUAUGGGAUCGCACAGAUAAAAAUGCAGUUGUGCAUUUCACAGUUCAACUCUCAGCCAUAUGAAUGUGUCUUCACUGGAACGUGCUAUCCCAACGUGGCCUUACAAUUAGAAGAAUUUGAAAGAUUAAAUAAUCUUUCUAAGAAAGUACACGUUCCUCCAGAAAAAGCGAUGACACAUAUAAAUUUUCACCAACUACCAGCAAAGACGAUGCCUCAAAAGAUUAAGGAAAUUGAGUACCAGAACCUAAGAUUUCCAGUAGACUUAUCAAAUCCAUUUGCUGUGGCGACAGUUUUAAACCAAGAACCAGGAAAAUUGAAGAUUAAAGAAUUAAAAGAAGUUUUGGACCAAGGCACUGAAAUUUCAAAAACAAGACAGAUGAAGGAGGCGCUCUUUGAACAGAAAGUCAGACAGAACGUUUCCGAAGAGAUUGAAAAUCACCUUAAGUGGCAGGUGCACCUUGGUAAAGAUCAUAUGUCUUUUAAAUUGAGGAAAGAGCUUACUGAGGAGCAGCUAAGAGCCUUCACCAAAUAUAAGCUAGAUAGAGGAGAUCCUAUUUUGGAUGAAGAAUUUCAGCGACUCAAGACAGAAGUUAGCAACAAACGGGUCAUUCGCAAUCUACAAGAGACAAUCAAGGAAUUUCAUCCUAGUUUUGAUCCACUGGUUAAUAAUACUUGGGUCAACAGGUUCAGGGCACAAAGACGGUUUCAACAAGCAGCACGCAAGAUCAUGGUUCAGCGACGAUUACUCAAUAUGUUGAAUGCUGUUCGUGAAAUGGACAGGAAGAGUGUGAUGAGAAAGCUGAGCCACGUGAAACCAUCAGCACAAGACAAGAAUCUCUCCAAAUACCUUCAGCCACGGAUCAGUCAGGAUGAUUAUUCUGUCCGCUUCUCUGUGUCACCCAAGGAAGUGCUGCCCUUCGCCUUCCCGUCCUACAGUCCUCCUCAGGACUCCAACGAGUUGGCUCCUGAUGGCCUUGGACUGGUCCCAAUUAAGCCUUCAGAAGUUCAAAUCAAGCAGAGUUUUUCCUUCUUCAAUUUGCAGGUUCCUCAACUGUACAAAAUUAAGAGGUAUCAGCCGUUCUCUGUCCACAAGGCUUCGACAAGUUACAGACCUCAAAAACUUGCUCGAGCCCUGAAGCAAGGAGCAGAGGAUGAGGUCACCACCAUCAUAGCCCUCCCGAAACAGGACUCCAGACCUCGGCUCUCUGGAAAGACCUCAGUCUUGAGCAUGAAGCCACCUGAGGCCUUAGCCGUGUCUCCAGACUAUGAUCCCCUUUAUAUUUUUAAUCCCAACCCAGGAUUAUUUGCUGUAAAGCGCCCUCUGACCUACAUGGAAACUUUGAUAGAUUACCAUCUGUGCUCUCACCCCAAGUACAAGUUUACCAAAGAGACCCAUGAUGGAUCCAGCAUUCCUGUUACCCAAAAGGAGUUUCUUCAUCACACGGACAUUAUUCCUGGAAUAAUGCACUGGAAGAGGUUCCAGUCCCUGGAUCUCUCUUCCCUGCCCGAAACCUCUAAGGCGGAGACGACACAGAGCUGCGAUUCCUUCAAUUCAGUCAUGCUUCCUAUAGACGUCCCUGCCGUUCUUGACGCCUUACCAGAAGAAGACAGACUGGAAAUAGUCGAACGUGAGCUCUGUGAACAGAAUGUAGAAGUUAUGUUGACUCCAGAAAUUAUCCAGGUGGAAUUCCCCAUGUUGGACUAUAAGGACAGCAGGAAGAAAGAAGUGAAAGACCAAGCACAACCAGCAGAGAACAUGGGAGAAAAAGUGCUCGAGGAGAUGAGGAAUCUGCAGAGCAAAGCUCUCAACACGUACCUGAUCCUACAGUGA